This is a messenger RNA of Helicoverpa zea (corn earworm), 580 nucleotides long. RefSeq lists its product as uncharacterized. The record is from RefSeq and is a predicted model, not a curated record. The transcript is spliced from 3 exons. NCBI's taxonomy places the organism in Eukaryota, Metazoa, Arthropoda, Insecta, Lepidoptera, Noctuidae. The coding region runs from base 67 to 516 and encodes 149 amino acids.
GACGGCAUUAUUUAUUUGUAUGAUUAGGCCUACAAAUUCCUUGUGAACCAAUGUUGUCCUUACAAAAUGGGUUGCGUGUGUUGUUCCCUAAGUUCAUUCAUUUCUGUUGCGUUAGAUGCACUCGAAAGAAUUUCACUAUGCACGGUUUGUGCUAUGUUGACGUGUUGUCUGUUGUUCACAAUAAUGACCAUGCUGGUCAUAGGAAUGGGCAUAGGCUACCAUUACUGUUUUGUGCAAACCUCCGUGGAUGCUAUGGCAAAGGCUGCGAAAGCGGCAGGAGCCUUGCGUUCAGGUCCGGGCGCUGGAGGCUCGGGUCACGUGCUGCGCUCUGUGGAAAAAGCGAUGAACCGCGGGUUCGCGCACCGCAUGUCGCGACGCGAUGCCGACUCGCCGCCAGCGAACAACCUCACGAUCAGCUCCAACCUCACAGACUCGGUCACUAACGACACAGUCUUCAACGAUCUGCCGACAGUCGAGCUUACAACGUUCAAUGCUACUAAUUUCACAAUCUUCUGAAAGUUGUGUUCUGAGUUUUAAUGUAAGCAUAAUAUUUUUCAUGAAUAAAAUACAUUCUGAAUAA